ACUGUUUAUUGAUGCGAUGUCAGUUGGUUGCUGAAACUGAUUAUUAGUCAUUCUCUUUAUCACAAAUUAAUAAUUAAUCUAGAUUUCUAUUUGUUUGUGUCCAGCUUUUGGUUAAUCUGUGUCCCUUAAGAAAAGAUAAUAGUAGCUAUUAAAAUUGUGACCCAGCCAUGUCUGUAGCAACGAUGGAAAAGCAUCUAUUCAAUCUCAAAUUUGCGUCCAAGGAUCUUCUAAGGAAUUCUAAGAAAUGUGAAAAAGAGGAGAAGAAGGAGAAGGAGAAGUGUAAGAUGGCUAUUACGAAAAAUAAUUACGAAGCUGCCAAGAUUCAUGCAGAGAAUGCUAUAAGGCAAAAAAAUCAAUCACUCAAUUACUUGAGAAUGAGUGCUCGAAUUGAUGCUGUGGCCAGUCGUGUACAAACUGCUUUAACUACCAGAAAGGUUACUCAGAGUAUGACUGGAGUUGUUAAAGCCAUGGAUGCGGCAAUGAAGAGUAUGAAUUUAGAAAAGAUAUCUUCUGUUAUGGAUAAAUUUGAAAAACAGUUUGAGGAUCUUGAUGUACAAUCGUCUGUUAUGGAAGAUACAAUGAGCUCAACUACUACACUUUCAGUGCCACAAAAUGAUGUUGAUCACUUAAUGAAACAAGUUGCAGAAGAAGCAGGCAUCGAAUUGAAAAUGGAGCUACCAAGAGAAGAGACAGCGAGCAUUGGUGACGCAAGUGUGGCUUCUGCCGAUCAAGAUGAUCUUAGUCAAAGACUGGCUAAGCUGAGAAACAUGUGAACUUCAUGAUUACUGACAUUUUCAUCAUAGUAAUAUCAUAGGAGUAUCAUUUACCAGUUGUUUAUUAUAAGCUGUUGAUCUAUUUUUUUGCUAUUCACAGACAAAAUUUAGCAACAAAAUCGCAUCAAGUUAUAACUUUUUCUAAGAUCCGAGAUCCCUUAAAGAAAAGAAACCAGUAGAAAUCUAUUUAUUCCUCGAGCAACAAUUCCAAAUUUACAUGUCUAAAUAAUUGACUUAUCGAUAUGCUCCUUGAACAUUUAAAUUAAACCUACUCAUACUAUAAGAAGUAAAUUUAUCAAAAUAUUAAAAUCUCAGACCUUUCUGAGGUGUAAAGUCUGGAGUUGUUAUCAAAAAAAUAAUCCUUUUAUGGUGAACUUGAAUAAAAAAUCUACUAAUUUUAUUCAUAGCUUAAAA
Molecule: messenger RNA, 1187 nt
Organism: Tetranychus urticae (two-spotted spider mite)
Lineage: Eukaryota; Metazoa; Arthropoda; Arachnida; Trombidiformes; Tetranychidae
Source: RefSeq, a predicted model, not a curated record